Messenger RNA from Polyodon spathula (Mississippi paddlefish), 3263 nucleotides. Its product is annotated as acyl-CoA desaturase-like. The record is from RefSeq and is a predicted model, not a curated record. Lineage: Eukaryota; Metazoa; Chordata; Actinopteri; Acipenseriformes; Polyodontidae. Gene Ontology annotation, biological process: response to fatty acid; unsaturated fatty acid biosynthetic process. Gene Ontology annotation, molecular function: palmitoyl-CoA 9-desaturase activity; iron ion binding; stearoyl-CoA 9-desaturase activity. The transcript is spliced from 6 exons. Gene Ontology annotation, cellular component: endoplasmic reticulum membrane. Bases 189 to 1187 code for a protein of 332 amino acids.
AGAUGCACUAGGUAUAACUAGGCGUUAUCUCAUUGAUUUGGGGAGCAUUACCAGAACAGAAAACGAGUCUUUAUUGUUUGUCGUUAACGCUAGCUUGUGACACAAGGAAAGGUGAAGAAUAACAGGUUUUGUGUUGUCUAUUUUCGUACAGCAUCAUCAAGUUCGUAUAAAAAAAAAUACUGUUCAAAAUGACUGAAGUUCAAGAGAAACAGAAAACCGCUUCUGUAUACAAAAAUGGCGUGGUUGCUUCGGAAAUGUCUACUGUGGAGGAUAUGUUUGACGAAACAUAUAAGGAAAAAGAAGGUCCAAAACCCCCAAAGCAGAUAGUAUGGAGAAAUGUUGUCUUGAUGCUUUCAUUGCAUGCAGGAGCCGUGUACGGACUUACACUCGUACCUUAUACGUCUGCUUCAACCUUGGCGUGGACUGCUGUGUGCUUUUUGUUUAGUGCGUUGGGAGUAACAGCUGGAGCCCACCGUCUUUGGAGUCACAGGUCCUACAAGGCCAAACUGCCUCUGCGGAUCUUCCUGGCUUUUGCCAAUUCCAUGGCUUUUCAGAAUGAUAUCUACGAGUGGGCUCGGGACCACAGAGUUCAUCAUAAGUUCUCGGAGACUGAUGCCGACCCCCAUAAUGCCGCCCGUGGGUUUUUCUUCAGUCAUAUUGGCUGGCUUCUAGUGCGCAAGCACCCAGAUGUGAUUGAGAAGGGGAAGAAGUUGGAACUAGCAGACCUGAAGGCUGAUAAAGUUGUAAUGUUUCAAAGAAAAUACUACAAGCCCUCUGUUCUGAUUAUGUGCUUCAUGGUUCCCAUGAUGGUGCCCUGGUACCUGUGGGGAGAGUCUCUGUGGGUUGGUUACUUUAUUCCUGGGCUCCUGAGGUAUGCUCUGGUUCUCAACGCAACUUGGCUGGUGAAUAGCGCCGCUCACAUGUGGGGGAACAGGCCAUAUGACGCUACCAUCAACCCAAGAGAGAACAGAUUUGUCGCAUUCAGUGCCAUUGGGGAAGGAUUCCACAACUACCACCACACAUUCCCUUUUGAUUAUGCUACAAGUGAGUUUGGCUGGAAACUGAACUUCACCACUUGCUUCAUUGACCUAAUGUGCUUCGUGGGCCUGGCCAAGGACUGCAAGAAAGUGCCACGUGAAGUCAUCCAGGCUCGUGUACAGCGCACAGGGAUCCAGAGGAGUGGCUGAGGAAUAUGAAAACUGCAGGAAACAAAACGGUCAAUGUUGCUUCUUGGGAGGGUUGCUCUUUUGUGAAAUUGCCAAUGUUCAUCCCUAGUAAAAUGAGAAAUCAUUAAUGCCAGUUCUGUAAAAUUAAUACCAAGCUUUAAAUUUGUUUUCAUUUUUUUGUUUUUUGGUAAUGCAGGAACAGAACCCAUGUGGUUGGGAGAGAGAGAGAGAACACAUUGUCCUCAUGCCUGUAUGAGCAGACUCUAAAGGCAGAGAUUCCUGAAAAUGUAGUCAUAAUUGAGAUUAGAUUUAGAAGGAAAUCUCUCAAAGGCAAAUUUAAACACAGAACAAAACAGAGUGGCUCUUCGAUGAGGGAUGGGCAACAAACAUGUUUGUCAAGCUAAAGAAGUCCAGAGCAAUUUUGUCAAGACUAUCAAAGCUCAUUAAAGAUUCACAGUGAAAUACUGUAACCAUUCAUUUAAAAAAAAAAAAAAAAGCAUACAAGAAAAUAUGGGUGGGAUCAGUAGCCUGACCUGAUUUUGACCCUACAAGAUAGGUCGCAACAAAAUGAAAACACCAAUAAACCAUGUUAGUUAUAGGAACAGUAUUCAAAUAUUGGGUUUAAAAAAAAAAAAAAAAAAAAUCAAUGCUACUGUACUGUCUUGCACUUCCUGUUUAAAAGCAUUGUAUUGCUUCUAAACUGACGGGCCUGUCCCAAGUUUAAAAAAAAAAAAAAAACACCAACUUGUACUCCUAAUGAAUAGGCUAUUUAUCUUUUUUUAAAACCAAGAUUGAAGAGGGGGGGGGGGGGGACUCUGUUUAGAGUAAACAAAUGUUUACAUGGAAAAAGCUUGACAAGCAGUAUUUUGUUCAGGGCCCUUGAAUAAACAUGCAAUUAAUCCACUGUGUAUGUGGUGUAUUGUGAUUUACAGUGCAUGCAAAGGGAUAUUAUUGAAAUGUUCUAAUCUUGAAGUGAUACUCUAUCUAGUGUGGUUUUUUUUUAUUUAUAUAUGAAAGGGUCAAAUGGAAAAACAGAUUUGAAAUCCAAUCUUAUGUCAGUUUUGCCUUUCAAUGAGAGACUGCCCAUUGAUUGACACUACUGUACAUGUCCUUUCAGACUAGUGUAUGUCAUUGGCCACUCUCUUGAGAUGGGUCGGUGAACUCGUAAUGUGAAAUUUUGGAAGUGGCUGGAGGAAAGAGGGACGUACAAAUAAAGGUUUCCACUCCUGUUGAUUUUUAAUGGGACGUUUAUUUAGCCAUACUUGCUUUUCAGUAAACGAAACAAACUGGGAAUUGAGAGCACCUCUCCUUUCCGGAGGAUUUUCUAAAUCGAAAUCAAUCGGGAAGCUGUGCUGAAUGACUAACUAUUCCAUUCCCGGUCCUGCUUUCUUUCAGUGACGUUGCAAGCCAGUUUCCCAUGGAAAUGAAGGGCACAUUACAGAAGCUUUACCAUACUGCAGAAGUGGAGGGGGGGGACAGUGUGUUAUGGAAAGAAUGGGUGUUUUCUGGCUUCUGUGUUGAACUUAAUUGGAGGUGCCAGCCUUGAGUCGGAUUCCUUGAAAACAAAAUUGUAACAAAUGACUCAAAAUAUAUGGUUGGCAUUUCUGCUUAAAAAUAAGUGCAAAACAGGAUGCUUCAUCAAUGACUGUCUUGCUAAUUUGCAGAUAACUGAGGUCUAACCGUCGCACUCAAACUCCAAAACAACCAGCUCAUUAGAUAGCGUCCUUCACGAUUUUCAUAAUUUUGGAAGAAUAUCAGACUCUUGGUGGUAGUCAGAGCUCCAGAUAAGCUGAGUACUGGGUGUUUUACACAUUGAAAAAAUAUACAAGUUUUUUGUACAAUAGUUCAAAGUAACAUUACAGUUAAUGUAAGGCUGUAGUUAAUGCUUGUUCCAUACUUUGGCGUUAAAGUACAGUGUUAGAAGUUGUCAUGACUUCAAGGUAAUGUUGUAUUUUACUUGCAGUGUCUGAAUUGGAGAGUAAAUUACUCAAUGACCCAAAACCCUAUCUGGAGCGCUGUUAAUGGUCUGUUCAAUUCUGUGUACUGUAGCUUUACAUUCAGAAAUAUUUGGUAUUAAACAAAUUUGUUUUUGAGUUA